AUGGUACAGUACGCCUUUACGCCAUGGCGUGACCGCCGCGAGCUGCUGGCUGUCCGCCGUCAGUUCUACCCCGAUCUCGUGGAAGGCCGACGAAGCGUCUCUUCUGGUCACGGACACGAUCACGGACACGGCCAGGCCAUGCCCCGGCAGUCUGUCCGGCACCAGGACGCACAGCAGUCUGCCGUUGCCCGCGUCUCUGUCUGGAUGCAGCGCGGCCACUGCCCGCACAUGGUCGAGUCUACGGCGCUGCUGGUGGCGGCUGCUCUCAGCGACGCGGCCGACUCGCCGGCGAUGGCCUCGUAUGCCGUCCGUGCAGCCUACGCGGCCGCCUUCAGUCGCUUUGUCACCGGCCUGCUCGACGGCCAGCAGGACCGUGCCCGCAAGCUGAGCAUGUACAGCCUCGCCCGCGCCAUCGGCCUGCCGGCCGCCUUUGUUGAGCUGCGCCAUCAGGCCACCCACGAGUCGCUGCCGUCGCUGGCCCGCCUGCGUGCUGCCGCCCGCCGCGCCCUGCUGUGGAUCUGGCAGUACUACUGGAUGCAGCUCGGGCCAGUCGGCACGGCGGCAGACGCGGCCGCUGCAGACGCGGCUAAGGCUGCACCGGAUGACGAGCCCUCGCCGCAAGACCGCAGCGCAGACCGGGCCUGUCGCGAGGCCGUCUUGCGCUACGUCGACGAGACCGUGGCUGCAGGCCCAGACGCUGCGAGGACAACGCUGGCAGACCCAGACCACACAGACAGAGACACCCUCGACCGCUACGUCCAAACUUGGGGCCGCGCCCGCGUCCUGGCCGUGUUGUCCGCCGUGUCGCCGACCGACAGCGACAAGGGCAGCCACAGCCGUGUGCUGCGGUGCAUACGGCUGUCGCAGGUCGUGCUGCAACAGCCACGCAAGAGGUCGGAGGAACAGAAGCAGACCGCGGACAACGUCAACCUGGUACAAGGCCGACAGGCACUCGACUCGGCCGACGCCGACGAGCAGGACCGCGUGGACGAUGUCAUGGCCUUGGACUCACAACCAGAACACGAUCCUGAAGCGCCGGCCUCCCGACCACAGUGGGCACGAUACGAGGGCGAUUGGAAACCCAAGCCCAUUGGAGUCGUGUAG
This is a messenger RNA of Grosmannia clavigera kw1407, 1104 nucleotides long. Its product is annotated as las1-like protein. Gene Ontology annotation, cellular component: Las1 complex; preribosome, large subunit precursor. The record is from RefSeq and is a predicted model, not a curated record. Gene Ontology annotation, molecular function: endonuclease activity. Gene Ontology annotation, biological process: maturation of LSU-rRNA; maturation of 5.8S rRNA. Lineage: Eukaryota; Fungi; Ascomycota; Sordariomycetes; Ophiostomatales; Ophiostomataceae. The transcript has a single exon. Bases 1 to 1104 code for a protein of 367 amino acids.